Corvus hawaiiensis (hawaiian crow) is the source of this 2789-nucleotide messenger RNA. It is a transcript of the gene ARL14, whose product is annotated as ADP ribosylation factor like GTPase 14. The transcript has a single exon. NCBI's taxonomy places the organism in Eukaryota, Metazoa, Chordata, Aves, Passeriformes, Corvidae. Gene Ontology annotation, biological process: intracellular protein transport; vesicle-mediated transport. The record is from RefSeq and is a predicted model, not a curated record. The coding region runs from base 1155 to 1739 and encodes 194 amino acids. Gene Ontology annotation, molecular function: GTP binding; GTPase activity. Gene Ontology annotation, cellular component: cytoplasm.
UUUUACGCAACCAGUGUCGUAAUUAUCGAAAUGAUUGUCCUAUCAGUCAGCAGCUUUUUUUGACCACAAGACCUUUACAUCUUUUUGCUGAUGCUGGACUUUCUGAAGCAAAGAGAAAUGGUUUCCGGGGUGUAAGUGCAACUCCUGCAGUACUCAAGAUGUGUCAGAGCAGCCCAAUGUGCACCCACUACCAGAACAAUAGAAAGUCAAUAGGAAUUCAUUAAUAGCUGACUAAAUUUUCUAUCUCCUCUUGUUUUAUUCUACUACUUGGAAUGGUGGCAAAAAAAAUUAUCAAGACUCGGUUAUUUCCUUGGUUCUUGUCCCUUUCCUGAAGGAAAUCUUCAUUGGGCGAGCACAGAGUAGAGCAAAAGGAAGGUAACAGGAAUUUUUAAUUGGAGGCAGCGGAACCUCAGUGAUGACCAGCCCAUAAGCUCUGCAUUUAGUCUCCACCUUACAAGGUGCAGUUAAACUCGUUCACAAACAACACAAACAAACUCCCCAGUUGACAGCUCUGGCAGGAGGAGUCACUGAGGCAGCUGCUUAGAGCAAAGCCCAGUUUUAGUGGAGCUCUCUUAGGCUUUGAUGGAGUCCAUGGGCCUGGAACUCACAUUAGAGACCCCUUGAGACCAGUUUGCUGGGAGAUGAGAUGCACCGAUAAAUCAGCUACCUGGUCACUGUGUGGCUUGCUUAAGCAUGGACAAACCUUAAAUCUCCCCUCCUCACCACUCAUGUUCCUAUCCCAUUGUUUUCCCAGAGGGCUGUGGAGGCACAGGGAGAUUCUCCCUGAGACAGGGCAGCCGUUUCCCUGGCCGGAUCAGGGAGUGCAUGGAUCAGGCUGCAGGCGCUGGGACCGUGGCUGUUCAAACAUGCUGGCAGCCUGUAACCUUUGUGCCUGUGCCACUGGGGCCGGUGUUACUCAUGCCCGUCCCACCCACAGGCUUGGCACGGAGCUCUGCACCUUCCGAAGCCUCCUGGCUCCUUAUCAAGUCGAUAAAAGCAGCGUGUUUGGACAGAGGUUUGACUGCUUCAGAGCUGCCUCUUCUCCCUCUCUUGUGCUUCACCUCAGGAGGGGGAAAGGCAGUGACCCAAAUCGGCCCCACGGAAGAGGGGGAAUAUCCCAGCCUGAGGCUGGAAUAGAGAACUCCCCGGGAUAAAUGGGCCUCCUGAACGCCAAACCCUCCCGAGUGAAGCGGGCCAGCAUCCUGAUGCUAGGGCUGGAUUCUGCGGGGAAAUCCACGCUGCUCUACAAGUUCAGGUAUAAAGAUGCUUUUCUAACAAUGCCAACAAUUGGCUUUAAUGUGGAUAUGAUCGAAGCAGGGAAGGAUUUUACACUGACGUUUUGGGAUGUUGGAGGACAGAAGAAAAUGAGAGAGCUCUGGAGCAAUUUCCUGGAAGACACCGACGGGCUGCUGUACGUGGUGGACAGCUCUGACAAGCGCCGGCUGGAGGAAUCCAGGAGAGAAUUUGAACUCAUUUUAAAGAAUGAAUCCAUAAAAAACAUCCCGGUGGUCGUGCUGGCAAACAAGCAGGAUUUGCCUGGAGCUCUGAACGCUGAGGAGAUCACCAGGAGGUUGAAGAUGAAGAAGUACUGCAGUGACAGGAACUGGUAUGUGCAGCCCUGUUGUGCCAUCACAGGAGAAGGGCUGGCAGAAGCUCUCCAGAGAGUGGCCACGUUUGCCAAGCAGUACUGCAAGUCAAAGGAGACUUUCACCACCCUGAAGGAAUUCAAUACCCUCUAAGAACUUCCAUCAUCCAGUUCUGGUGACUGGUAACAUAUUUUAUUGGACAGAAUAAGUCUGGAAAUACUGGAUUCUGAAGAACUUUUAUACAUAAAUAUUUAUGAAGGACUUUGUAAAUAUUUAUGAAGAACUUUGACCAUAUUAAAUUCUACUGUUAUACCUGCAGAUACUUGAUAUACCUGGUAGGAUAUCUCAUACCUGAGAUAGGACUCUGUAGCAUUUUAUUAUUAUUUUUUUAUUUACUUGGGGUUGUUCAGUUCAAGUUGAAUGAUGAGAAAGGGGCAGUUGAGCACAUGGAAAUAGGUGAGCAGUGUUUAAGUUGCUUAAUUCCAAUGAAGAUUCAAAUGAAUUUUUCUCAAGAUGUAAACCAGCCGAGUCAUUUGGUCAGCAAUGAUCAAAUGCUGUUUUGUAAUAAAUGCUCCAUGGAUGUGUUUCUCAUUUGAAAAUAGAGUGGGGUUAGAGCUUCAGCUCUCGGAGAACUUGUUGGCUGUUUCUGCAUUCUAGAAACAAUUACUGCAGAGAGGUUGUGACGAGCAGGACGUGCUCCUCGCCCAGCCCCAGACAGAGCCUGGCUGCAGCGCUGUCUCCAAGGUGCAGCUCUGACGUCCUGUUGUCCCAGAUAUCCACGUGCUGCUUCCCUUGUUCCUGCACUGCUGGAUUGCCCUCCUUAGAGGAAGGAGAGGGAGGCCAGCACGGGAUCAGUCAGGGAAGAGCUGAAUCCCAUUGGUUUUGUAGUGACUUCCCAGUGGUGGGCUCUGGAAGAGUUGUGGCAGGGGUCCUCUUGUGCUCCUGGUUUUUUGUGGCAGGAUUACACCAAGGAAGUAGGUGGGAAUUAGGAAGUUUACAUUUCAUGCUUACUAAUAAACAGACAGGAAUGUCAAGUUAUAAAAGGGUGAAGCAGCAAUAAAAUCACCCAGACAUAACCUGUUGUCUCAUGCACAGAUUAUUCAAAGACCAAAAAAAUCAUCAGGUGGAUUUGCUGAAAUAGUAAACAAAGGGAAGUUUCUCAAUAGCAGCUGUUAUUAAUACUGAGACUAAUUAAUUACCAGG